Molecule: messenger RNA, 1738 nt
Organism: Oryzias latipes (Japanese medaka)
Lineage: Eukaryota; Metazoa; Chordata; Actinopteri; Beloniformes; Adrianichthyidae
Source: RefSeq, a predicted model, not a curated record
AAAUGACGUAACUUCCGCUAGUCGGCAGCAGAAACAUGAUGGCCGUGGAGAGCGAUGUUCAGUCGGAGAUCGAGGUGCUGCAGUCCAUUUACCUGGAGGACCUGCAGGUGGACCGGAAGCAGGACGGAGGCUGGGAGGUGAGUCUGGUGCUGCACCCGUCGACAGGACAGGACGCCGUCUCUCAGUUUGUGCGUCUCACCCUGACGCUGACCCUGGAUCAGCAGUACCCCUGCUCCCCUCCGGUCAUCUCCAUCCGUAACCCCCGCGGCCUGUCCGAUGACAAACUCAGCAGCGUGCAGGCGUGUCUUCAGCUGGAGGCCGCGUCGUGUCUGGGUUCUCCCGUCUUAUACCAGCUCAUCGAGGUUCAUGUGCCAAAUCUUGUACAAAGACAUUUCUGCUGUUUUUUUUACCGCCUAAACGUAAAUAUUUCUCCUCUCCAGAAAGCGAAAGAGAUCCUGACUGAGAGCAACAUUCCUCAUGGAAACUGCGUCAUAUGUCUUUACGAUUUUAAGGAGGGGGAGGCCUUCACCAAGACCAGCUGCUACCACUACUUCCACUCCCACUGCCUCGGCCGCUACGUCCGCCACUCGGAGGCGGAGCUCCAGCAGAGGGAGAGGGAGCUGGAGGAGGACAAGACCCGAGAGCGAGCGGAGCACCAGGAGCUGACCGUGGUGUGUCCGGUGUGCAGAGAGACUCUGACCUACGACCUCGACCUCCUUCUGUCGUCUCCCGCCCCUCAGCUGCCCGAGUUCCACGGCGAGGCGUUCGGCGCAGACUUUCAGCAGAAGUGGGAGGAGCUCCAGAGGAUCCUGGAAAAGCAGAGGUCUAAAGGAGGCAUCAUUGACCCGGAGGUGGAGUCCAACCGCUUCCUGAUUCACAUCAACGAGGCUCCACCUGCUGCUGAAGAUGGAAACCAGGAGGCUGAAGUUCCUCCAGACGUCCCGGUGUCCUCCUCCAAUGAAAGCAGCGUGCGAGCGGAUCCGUUUCCUCCUGGAAAGUCCCACUCCAGAGGAGUUCAGGGCCAGAGACGUCAGAACCAGAUGAGGGGGCCGAGGAGAGGAGGCAGGACCAGGCCGCAGCAUCCGAGAGCUGCCCCCAUCACGGAGCACCUGGACAAACUCUCUCUGUCCUCUGAAGCACCUUUGAGGACCAAAGCUCCGCUCGGUUCUGAACAGUGGGCGCACAGGGACCCAGACUCGGGCCGAUCCAGGACAGACGAAGAGGAAUCUGCAGCGCAACAGGAGAUGCAGCUUUUGCCCGACCAUCAGGCCUCGCUCCAAUCCGCCGUGGAAUCCGAAUGCUUAAAGGACUGCGCAGGCUCCGCUGGUGGCCGCAGCCAUAGUGGAAGGAGGAGGGGUCCUUAUCGACCCACCCAGCACGCCGGGCCUCCUGGACUCGGGCGCCAUCACUGGGACGGUCGAGCUGCGAGAAGCAGAGGCGGACACCACCGGGGUCACGGCAGGGGUUUCCAGCAGAGGGUGGUGGAGAGGGGAAGGGAGGAGGUGCUAUGACACAGGGCAGCAGGAGGGUCAAGCCAACAUGUGUGUGCCUCCAUCGUCAGCCUGCACAGAUUUAAACCCUGCAACAGAAGAGACGCUCACUGGAACCUCAGACUGUCCUCGCCGCCGCCAUGCUCCUUCAUCCUCACUAACAUCAGCUGCAGACAGCAGCUGCUUUACCUUGUGAUGCCAUGUGACCUGAAAGAGCUGCGAUUAAAAAAUGUUUGUGGAUGUGAUAA